Molecule: messenger RNA, 1551 nt
Organism: Eptesicus fuscus (big brown bat)
Lineage: Eukaryota; Metazoa; Chordata; Mammalia; Chiroptera; Vespertilionidae
Gene: UBE2L6
Product: ubiquitin conjugating enzyme E2 L6
Exons: 4
Coding region: 424-885 (153 amino acids)
Source: RefSeq, a predicted model, not a curated record
GGGGGAGCCCGGGCGCGGCGUCCGGCAGCGGAGUGGAACCAGAACCCGGAUGGGCGGACCCCAGCCCCGCGCCCCGGAGCGCUCGCCGCCUGGUGCACGGCGCCCCCCAGUGGGACGCCAAGGUCUAGCCACGCCGCGCGCUCCCAGGCCCGCCGCUCUCCCGACAAAGUGCGCGAGUUCCAGGGAUCCAGCCCACCGCGCCAGGGGCCGGGCCGGGCCGGGGCCGGUAGUCUCCUGCCCUCGGCGGCUUCCCGUUAGCAGCGGAGUCGGCGGGGAGCAGGUUCCCACGGUCCCUCCGCCAGCUUGCGGGCGCGCGGGCGCGCGGGCGGGGCUUCCGGAGGCGGGGUCCUCGGUGCGGGACGAGCCCGGGCCGCCGGCUGUUCUCUGUCGCUGCGGUCACCGGAGCCCACACUCGGUCCCGAGAUGACGGCGUGCAAGCGGGUGGCGAAGGAGCUGGAGGAUCUUCAGAAGGACCUUCCCCACUACCUGCGGAACCUGUCCAGCGAUGAUGCGGAUGUCCUGGUGUGGCACGUCGUCCUUCUGCCCGAGAGGCCGCCCUACAACCUCAGGGCCUUCAACGUGCGCAUCAACUUCCCCGAGGAAUAUCCAAUGAGACCCCCCACGGUGACGUUCACAACCAGGAUCUACCACCCCAACGUGGGCAUCGAUGGCCAGGUGUGCCUACCCAUCAUCAGCGAUAACAACUGGAAGCUUUAUACCAAGGCCUACCAAGUCUUGGAGGCCCUCAACGUGCUGGUGAAUAAACCGGACCUGAGGGAGCCCCUGCGCCUGGAGCUUGCUGACCUGCUAACACAGAACUCGGAGCAGUUCUACAGGAGCGCAGAAGAGUUCACCCUCCAGUUUGGAGAACCCCGGCCCUCCUAGCUCCGGUUCUGGCCCUCUGCACCGGGUCCUGUCCGUGUGAUGGACGGACACACCGCAUGGACUGGGGCCAGAGCCUCUUGGUGGCCCGUGUCCUGCUCAGUUUUUCUGUGUUUUUCCUUUCUUAGGUUGUUAGUUGUUAGUUGUGUGUGUGGUAUGUGUGGACCCAGUUCCAGGUUCACCUGGCCACAGGUGUGCUUUCCACUCCCUUUCUGUGCCCCAGAGCCAAGCGGUUUAGGUUUGCAGAGUCACAGGCCAGCUCCUACGAUGGCUCCGUCUUAGAGAUCACCUUCCAGGCCAGCUCGCGGGGAAAUGAGCCCAGCAGCCAACCAGAAAACCCCUGGGACCCAGGCGCCUGGGGGAGUGGGGGCGGGAGGCGGGCACUUGGAAGGGAGUCCCUUGCAAUUGGGUGAUUUGUUGAUUACAUUAUCAGCCAGGCUGUGUAGAUUUAAGUGCUAAACCUUUUCUUUCCCACUGAUGAAUCACUAAGUGAAGAAUCUCAUCUCUGUCCCAGAAAUCCGACUACACAGUUUCCAAACCACUUGCAAUCCCAUUAGGUUGGGGGCCAGGCUUCAGGCUGGGAGGAGUGGCCCCUUCAGCUUCCAGUCAAGGGGGAGUCACGGGAAGCAUGUGUUUUUCCAGCCAUUAAAGUCUCAGAUGACUUGUGGA